Molecule: messenger RNA, 3394 nt
Organism: Anolis sagrei ordinatus
Lineage: Eukaryota; Metazoa; Chordata; Lepidosauria; Squamata; Anolidae
Gene: TRIR
Product: telomerase RNA component interacting RNase
Molecular function (GO): 3'-5' exonuclease activity; 5'-3' exonuclease activity
Source: RefSeq, a predicted model, not a curated record
CAGGGAGGGAGGGAGGGAGGGCGGCGCAAAAUGGCGGCGGCGAAGGGGAAAGGAGGGCCCGGCGGAGAGGCGUCCGGGCCUGGCGGAGGGGUGAACGUGUUCGCCAACGACGGCUCUUUCCUGGAGCUCUUCAAGCGGCGCAUGGAAGAGGCCUCCUCGGCGGCAGCGAGGAGCGGCCCGGAAGCGGGCGGGCGAGAGGGCGCCGGGGCGCCGAGGGAGGCGGAGCCGCCCGGGGAGCAGGAGCCGGAGCCGCCCGGGAAGAAGCGGACCGGAAGCGCCCUCAGCUUCGUGGGCAAGCGGAGAGGGGGCAGCAAGCUAGCCCUGAAGACAGGAGUGGUAGCCAAGAAACAAAAGACAGAGGAUGAGGUUUUGACAAGUAAAGGAGAUGCAUGGGCCAAGUAUAUGGCUGAAGUGAAAAAAUACAAAGCCCACCAGUGCAGUGACGAUGAUAAAACCCGCCCGUUGGUGAAAUAACUUUCCUCUCCAACCUGGACUGUCUCUGAUGUACAUAAUUAUUUAAAACGUCAAAGGAGAAUAGCUCUUUCCCAUUGACUGAAUGCUGCAUGGCAGCAAGUGACUUGCCAUACUUUUAUAUUUGGGGAUUUAGAGCCUCCUUCACUGGUUCAUUUGUUGUUUUCUUCUUCUUUCUUCUGAGAACAAGACUUUGGCCUAGUUACAAGAUUUUUUUUUGUAUCUGUAACCCCCCUCCCUCUCAAAAUAGUGGAAUUGGUCUGAUGUAUUUUCCCCCGAAUCACCAGACAAUGUACCUUGCUCUUUUUUUGCAAGUGUGUUGUCAAUUGACGUUCAAAGGUGAACUUAACAUGGUCCCAACUAGCCAAUCUGCACUGCAGGCAGUAGUCAUCCCUGAGCACUUUGUUACAGUCACCUGUCCAUGAUGAAAGAUUAGUGGCACUGGUGCUUUCUGAUGUGCUUUGUAUCUUGCAGUUCUGUGACUGCGGUUUUUCCUACGUCCUUUUGUCUUUGCCCUGUUUUAUUAUAUAUUGCAGUUGGUUAUGUGGUUUCAUCCUCAGUUCCAGUUUCUGUUGCUUAAACCUGGCCUCCAGCUGUGCAUGUUCUAAUCUAAAAUGAGUUGAUUUUGCCAAUCUGCUAGCAAAGAAACUAGUAACUUGGUCAAUACCAAAACCAAGUGUUGGAGAAAUUGCCUAAAAUUACUACAGUAAAAAUAUGCCCUGAAAUGACUACAACCCCAGAUGUCAUGAUACUUGUUCCUCUUUUUGAUUUCUAAAAUUUGUGGCUUAAUUUCUUGGGCUGUCAAACCCAAGUGGAGUUCAUGGCCACUGGUUUGAAAGUGUGCUUGCUGCAUGCAUGGGAUCUCUCUUCCCCUUUCCUUUCCAGUCUUCUUUCUUUCUUGCCUUCCUUUCCCUUUUGUUUCAUUCUUUCAGUAUAUCCCAAUUUGAUUCCUCAGUUUCUACGACACAGAACUGAAAUUUAAACCCUUGUUGCAAGUUAUAUUAAUUUAGUCAUGGAGAGUAACUAAGUUUGACAACUUCAUAAAAAGGUCUCAGUACAUUCCUAGCAAUUGGACUGAAAUGAAGGAAUGAGACUACUAUUGAGAUCAUAACAUAGCAUUAUUUGGCUUCUGAUCUUUGUGCCGAAAAACAAUUACAGUUCAGAUCGAAAUCUUUUCCUAUUUGUGCAAACUCCUUUUAGUGAGAGAAGCUGUUUGUGGUCUGGAAGAAUGCAGAUAAAAUACUAGUACCUGACUCUAGAGCUAUAUUCAAUAUGUGAUAGUCCUAGGGAAUCAUUGUACACUGAAGGAAGGCCUGCCGAGGUUUUAUUUUACCAUCUGAGGUGCCUAAAUUAACAUUAAAUAAGUGUUUAUCCGUGCAAGCCAGAUAUUUAUGUAAUAUUCCUUCUCUCUGAAAGUCACAGCUUUCUACAAAUUAGAACAAUUUUGGUACUUAUGUAGGAUACUUAAAGAUUCUUGAGGCAAAGACAACAGUGCUCUUUAAUUGAAUCCUGGGAUUUCUUCCAGUGUGAGCUCUCCUCAGAACCUUCCUUUCGAAUGUGUGGGAAGCAGUAUGAUCUGCCUGAAAUCACGUAUUCAGUAGGAAAUAUUGGAACGGAUUUCUGUGUAUGCAAGUCUAAAGGCAUGUGGGCACAUCAGCAAGUUUGGAAGCCUUGACAAUCUGGCACAAUCUUUUGCAUGUCUAACUGUGUGCAUGCAAGCACCUAUUUCCGACAUUCUUGCUAAGUGCAUGUUGGGGCUUGAUGAAAUCAUCACAUUUCUACCCCUGCAGUGUAUUUAUACUGAGGUAAUGUCUGAAAGGGGCUCAGAGUUGUCAUAUGAGAGACUGCUUGCCAUUGAAAACCCAAAGCAGCUCCAAAGAUUUAAACGUUUCACUGGUAUCUGGUUUCUAGCCAGCUUUAAAAGGUGGUGGUUUGCUUCCUUGUUCUAUGUUUGAUCAAGCUCCCUUCUAUAUUGUUUUUGGCCACCACAGUCCAGCUUAAGAGUUCUGAUAAAUCAUUCUUAAUACUAACUUUUUAAAAUAAAUUUUUGUUGUGGAUACUGCUUUUGUCAACCAUCUUUUUUCUUGUAUGUUAGAGAUAGCCUUUCCUGCUGCUCAGAAGUGUCUUAGAAUUGUUAAUUAUUGAUGUAAAUAUUACAUCCAAAAAUCCUAGGCAAGUAUAUUUUUGUGUGUGGCAGGGAUGGGAGUUACAUGGUACUCCAGAUGCUGUUGAACUGCCACUUCUUGCAUCUCCCACCUCUGUCUGUGUUGGCUGGGUCCUGAUGAGACUUGCAGUUAAUCAGCUUGAGGGCAACAGACUUCCUACCACUGCUUUAUGGAGUAAAGAGAAUUACUUCACAUAAAAUAUUGUGUUAAUCAGUUUGAAACAGACAGAUAUGGGAUUUUUUCCCAUUUAGGCUUGUACAGUUUUAUGGAAAAUAUUUACCUUUUAAUCUACACAAGCUACCUAGUCAAUGUUGAUUUAAGUGCUCAAAUGUUAAAAGUAUAACUGCACUCUAGUUAGACAAUUCUAAAAUCAUUAUUGUGUGGCUCUCAGGACAAAAGUUAAUUACACUUUUAUAGUCCAUUUACUGUGCUGGAAAUGGGUAUUAUCAAAAGUAAUCCAUUUCCAGCAUGAUAAAUGGAUUAUUUCUGAUCACAUGUGGAAUAUGAAAACAGUUCCUUUCAUAGCGAUUAAACUCAGACUUGGAAUAAUUACUUCGAAAUACAAUACAUUACUUAAUUAUUUUUACAAGAAAUGUGUUACUGAUUAUUAACAUAAUACACUAUUGUAUUCAUGCUUGAAGAAGAGCAAACACUUAUGUAGUAGUACUUAUGAAGUGCUGCUACUAGUGUUAGGGAGUGGCAGGAGGACUCCAAUCAGUUGCCUUUUGACUGAAAAUAAUAAAAUGUUGAAAAUCUAA